Colias croceus (clouded yellow) is the source of this 884-nucleotide messenger RNA. RefSeq lists its product as uncharacterized. Lineage: Eukaryota; Metazoa; Arthropoda; Insecta; Lepidoptera; Pieridae. The coding region runs from base 119 to 403 and encodes 94 amino acids. The record is from RefSeq and is a predicted model, not a curated record. The transcript is spliced from 2 exons.
CGUGGUUCUCCGCGCUUCUUGCCAAAUGUGACUCAGAUACAAUAUAAAACUUCGAUCUUAACUCAACAUCGCGCAUUUUAUAUCGAGCCUCCGUACAUUGAAGUGUUAGUGAGUUCCAAUGUUUAUAAACGGUGUCGAAGUUAUUAACUCGCGAUUGGAAAACAUUACGCUAAAUCACCUGGAACAAAACGAAAUGCAUCCUAAUUCAGAAAAACCGCCAAGCCCGAAAGCGAAGUUGCCUCUGCUUCACCUAACACCUUCCGGCAGCAAUGAAAGAAAGGAAGGAACGCCACCCCAGAAGAUAGACAACCCAUGGCUACUGAGAGUCCAGGACAAUAUCCCGAACACACCACCACCGCGAACUGAGAAACCGAGCAACUUUUUCCCUCACAGAAUUGGAUAAAAACAUGCGAAAUUAUUUUUAUGAUGGUUGAAGUUAAUGGCAUAAUGGCACGCUGCCAUACCGAAGAGCGAAUUUUUAAAUGAGUCAAAUAAAAAUAUAUCAUUACGUUAAUAAAUGUGUACACGUAAACGUAAGACGUAUCAAGGAAGCUUUUGCCAAACAGUGAAAUGGUGGAUAGAAUAUAAUGGGGAAUUAUUAUUGUUUUCGUUGCAACGUUUUGUUACGCGAGCUGAAUGGAGAGUUUAACGAUUCAUGCAACUGAAAACCCUUUUGUUUGUAUUUCAAUAUUAGCUAUAUAGCUAUCUAGUGUUCAAAUUUAGGGAAGUAGGAAGUCAGCUUAAUAUUUAUUAUUGUAAAUAAUUUUUCAUAUGUAUUUUGUUUUGGGUUUAGACAAGUAAGUCAUUAAUAGGAAACAAUUGUGAUAAUUAAAGCAAUAAUUAAUAAUAUAAAAUAAUGGAAUCUCUGAAUAAAUCAAUAAGUA